Molecule: messenger RNA, 1032 nt
Organism: Nematostella vectensis (starlet sea anemone)
Lineage: Eukaryota; Metazoa; Cnidaria; Anthozoa; Actiniaria; Edwardsiidae
Product: methylosome subunit pICln
Exons: 6
Coding region: 244-861 (205 amino acids)
Biological process (GO): cell volume homeostasis; mRNA cis splicing, via spliceosome; spliceosomal snRNP assembly
Cellular component (GO): pICln-Sm protein complex; cytosol; methylosome
Source: RefSeq, a predicted model, not a curated record
CUUGUGCUUCGUCGCACGUGCAGAACGUUUGUCAGUCGUGGUGUUCAUGCGAGAAACACCUUCGCGCUAAAGUCGUCUCGAUUAACAGUUUAAGGAAUAAACUUCAGCUAGAUCAGUAAAUGAUGGAGUGAUUCUAUCAGAGGUCGACGUUUCAUCUACGUUGUUUAGUAUAAUUCGCUGUAGAAGCGGACCCAGAUCUGUCCCAAGAAGGUUGCUGUGGUAUCAAGGCUAUCCAAUCCAAUCAUGGUGGUAAUGAGCUCAUUUCCACCGCCGACCGAGGGAUUACUACACGUGCAGGCUGACACUCAAGCAUUUAUGCAGGAUAGAUGCCUGGGAAAUGGUGUAUUAUACAUUGCACAAGAACGGUUAUCAUGGAGUAAUGAGCAGGGGCAAGGGUUCUCACUUGAGUACCCAUCCAUCUCAGUGCACGCCAUCUGCAGGGAUACGGCCAAAUUCCCCCAUCAGUGCAUCUACUGCAUGCUCGAUUCUCCUCUUGAGGGCAAUGAUGAUGAUGAAGAAGCUGUUGGUGAAGUGAGAUUUGUUCCCGCUAAUAUAUCAGCAUUAGAAACAAUGUUCAAUGCCAUGUCAGAUGGCCAAGCAUUGCACCCAGAUCCCCAGGAAGAGGAGGAGGAGGAAAUGGCAGGAUUUGGGGGAGAAGAGUACUUCACAAAUGAAAGUGAAGCUGUUCUGACCCCUGAAGGACAGGCGACCCUUGAACGCCUUGAAGGCGCCUUCCAGAUGCCAAGCCAGCAGGACUUUGAAGAAAUGACUGACCCUAAUGGUCAUGUGGGCAAUGGAACUAAAAUUGGAGAUGUUGACAUGGAAGAGGAGGAUAGUCCUGGUCAGUUUGAAGAUGCAUAGGACAUUUUUAUGGUAGUUCGAGUGGUGUUUUUGUACUUUAUAUUGUCACAGACUUGUAGCAUAUGUUGUCAUACUUUAUAAAGCGUGUAAACUAUUUUUUUACAGAUUGCGAUGUUCUUUGUAUUGUAUGAUAUUUAAAACAGGAAAAAUAUAAAACUUCACCAAGAAAAA